AUGAAGUUCUACAUCGAUGAGCUGCCCGUGCUCUUCCCCUACCCCAAGAUCUAUCCCGAGCAAUAUGCCUACAUGACCGAUCUCAAGCGCACCCUCGAUGCUAACGGUCACUGCGUUCUCGAAAUGCCCUCAGGCACCGGCAAGACUGUCUCGCUUCUCAGCCUCAUCGUCUCUUACCAGCUUUUCCAUCCCGCCAAGCGCAAGCUCAUCUAUUGCUCGCGUACUGUUCCUGAGAUCGAGAAGGCGCUCGCAGAGUUGAAACGUCUCAUGGAGUAUCGCGCAAGGUACAACGUCAAGGAAGGCGAAGACUCGGAGGUGCUCAAGAACGAAGCAGAAGGUAGCAAUGGACCGGGAGAGCAAGAUUCCGAGAUGAAAGGCAGAGGCAAAGCGGGUGCACAAAUGGAAGACAUUCUCGCGCUCGGUCUCAGUUCACGCAAGAACCUCUGCAUCCAUCCCGACGUGAGUCGCGAGCGCAAAGGCAAGGUCGUCGACGCACGAUGUAGAGAUAUGACCAGCAGCUGGGCCUGCGAAAAGGGCCGUCAAGAUCCCGGCAGCGUCGAGCUCUGCGACUUCCACGAAGAGCUCGGCAAGAUGGAACCGGGUCAACUCAUCCCGCAAGGCGUCUGGACACUUGAAGAAGUUAAGGAGUAUGCCCGCGACAAAGGCAUAUGCCCUUACUUUGCCAUCCGACGCAUGAUGCCCUUUGUUGACAUCGUCAUCUACAGCUUUCACUACCUCCUCGAUCCCAAAGUGGCAGAGCAGGUGAGUAAGGAGAUGAGCAAGGAUGCCAUCGUGGUCUUCGACGAGGCCCACAACAUCGACAAUGUAUGCAUCGAAUCGCUCUCCAUCGACUUGACCAGGCCGAUGCUCGACAGCGCAUACCGAAGUAUCAAUCAGCUCUCGGAUCGCGUCGACGAGAUCAAAAAGACAGAUGCGUCCAAGCUGCAGGACGAGUAUGCGCGAUUAGUCGAAGGUCUGCAGGAGCAAGGUGAGCAGAGGGAGGCCGAAUCGUUCAUGGCGAAUCCAGUACUUCCUGACGAUCUGCUGUCAGAAGCGGUGCCGGGUAACAUCCGUCGCGCCGAACACUUUGUCGCCUUCUUGAAACGAUUCGUCGAAUACCUCAAGACGCGCAUGCGCGUUCUUCACGUCGUGGCCGAAACUCCGGCGAGCUUCUUGCAACACUUGAAGGACAUCACAUACAUCGAGCGCAAGCCACUGCGCUUCUGUGCCGAACGACUCCGCAUGCUCGUCGGCACGCUCGAGCUCACCCGUCUCGACGAGUUCUCGGCAUUGCAAAAGGUGGCAUCGUUCGCGACCCUCGUCGCCACCUACGACAAAGGUUUCCUGCUCAUCCUCGAACCCUUCGAAACCGAGAACGCCACUGUGCCCAAUCCGAUCUUCCACUUUACCUGCCUCGAUGCGAGUCUCGCCAUCGCACCCGUCUUUGAACGCUUCUCGAGCGUCAUCAUCACGAGCGGAACCAUCAGCCCUCUCGACAUGUACCCCAAGAUGCUCAAGUUUGAUGCGAUAGUGCAGGAGUCGUAUGCCAUGACGCUCACUCGUCAAUGUUUCCUGCCGCUCGUCAUCACACGAGGCAGCGAUCAGGUCGCAAUCAGUUCUCGCUUCGAGGUGCGAAACGAUCCCGCCGUGGUCCGCAACUACGGCAGCAUCUUGAUCGAGUACGCCAAAUGUGUCCCGGACGGCAUCGUCGCCUUCUUCCCCUCGUACCUCUACAUGGAAAGCAUCGUAGCCGCUUGGCACGACAUGGGCAUCCUCGACGAGGUGUGGAAGUACAAGCUCAUCUUUAUCGAGACGCCAGAUGCUCCCGAGACGAGCAUCGCGCUCGAGAACUAUCGACGAGCGUGCGACAACGGUCGGGGAGCCAUCUUGCUAUCCGUCGCGAGAGGAAAAGUGUCUGAGGGCAUCGAUUUCGAUCACAAUUACGGGCGCGCCGUCAUCAUGUUUGGUGUACCUUACCAGUACACCGAGUCGCGAAUCCUCAAAGCUCGACUGGAGUUCCUGCGCGACAACUUCCGCAUCCGAGAGAAUGACUUUUUGACCUUCGACGCCAUGCGACACGCUGCUCAGUGCGUGGGACGCGUACUACGAGGUAAGACCGACUACGGUCUCAUGGUGUUCGCCGACAAGCGAUUCGCGCGUGCCGACAAACGCAACAAGCUGCCCAAGUGGAUCGCGCAGUACAUCAAGGAGACGCAUUCGAAUCUGUCGACAGAUAUGGCCAUCGUCGAGUCAAAACUCUUCAUCCGAUCCAUGGCGCAGCCGUAUCCGGAGGGAAAGAACGGCGUCAGUCUCUGGGAGCUCGCCGAUAUCGAAUCACGUCAGGCAAAGGAGCGCGAGACAUUUGCCAAACUCAUGGGCGGUCAGCUCAAAGUGGAUGCCAAUGGAGAAGUUGUCGACAAGGAUGACAGCGAUUCGGACAUGGAGGGUGCCGACGUCGGCAAGCAAGAGGACGAUUUCGACAAGGAGUUCGGUGGGGGCGAUGACUUGGCCCAGAUCAACGAGCUCGAUGAAGUUAUGCAGGAUGCGUGA
Molecule: messenger RNA, 2550 nt
Organism: Pseudozyma hubeiensis SY62
Lineage: Eukaryota; Fungi; Basidiomycota; Ustilaginomycetes; Ustilaginales; Ustilaginaceae
Product: DNA repair helicase
Exons: 1
Coding region: 1-2550 (849 amino acids)
Biological process (GO): nucleotide-excision repair; transcription by RNA polymerase II; positive regulation of mitotic recombination
Cellular component (GO): nucleus
Molecular function (GO): hydrolase activity, acting on acid anhydrides, in phosphorus-containing anhydrides; ATP binding; damaged DNA binding
Source: RefSeq, a predicted model, not a curated record